AUGGUUACAUUCUUACUGGAUAAUGAAGAAAGAUCAAGAAUAUUUGAAUACCAAUCAGUUAGGAGUAGAGCAUUUUCACAUCGGUGUGCUGAAAAAAAUUUUAACAGUAAAAUUCAGUUGAAAGUCGGCUCAUUUUUUGGGUUUCAUGCUUUUAUUAAAGACGAACAAGACCCGGAUUUUAAAAGAGAACUACGUCAUAGCUCAAGUCAAUUGGUGACGGUAGUAGACGUGAGAAAAGUAUACUUUAGUAUCAAAAACAUACGAAGCUCAUGGAUUUUGGAAAGGAACAACGGAUUUCACCCAGGGUCUAUCAAUUAG
This is a messenger RNA of Schistosoma curassoni, 318 nucleotides long. The record is from the annotation of a GenBank genome assembly. NCBI's taxonomy places the organism in Eukaryota, Metazoa, Platyhelminthes, Trematoda, Strigeidida, Schistosomatidae.